Trypanosoma theileri is the source of this 2916-nucleotide messenger RNA. Its product is annotated as putative alpha-adaptin-like. The transcript has a single exon. NCBI's taxonomy places the organism in Eukaryota, Euglenozoa, Kinetoplastea, Trypanosomatida, Trypanosomatidae. Gene Ontology annotation, molecular function: clathrin-cargo adaptor activity. Bases 1 to 2916 code for a protein of 971 amino acids. The record is from RefSeq and is a predicted model, not a curated record. Gene Ontology annotation, cellular component: AP-2 adaptor complex; membrane coat. Gene Ontology annotation, biological process: intracellular protein transport; clathrin-dependent endocytosis.
AUGCGUGGCCUGGCUCACUUUAUACAGGAUGUUCGAAAAGCAACUAGUAGUCCUGCUGAGGAAAGAGAACGUGUUGAGUUUGAACUCGUUAAGAUUCGCUCAAAGUUUCAAGACACAACAAAGAUGACUACAUAUGACCGAAGAAAGUAUGUAUGUAAGUUAAUGUUUAUCACAAUGCUUGGAUACCCCGUGGAGUUUGGUCAUAUGGAAGGAGUUAAAUUAUUAGCAUUAACAACUCCAGCGGAGAAACUCAUUGGUUACCUCUCCGUGACAGUUUUUCUUAAUGAAAAUCACCCACUUUUGACCCUCGCCACUCAUAGUAUUUACAAAGAUCUUCUCUCUGAACAGGAGCUAAAUGUGAGUCUAGCACUCACAGCAAUUGCUAAUACAGGUGGAAAAGAGUUUGCCGAAGUAAUGUCUACUGGGGUGAAGAAUAUUCUUUUGAACAAUAGUCGGGAUGUACAUAUUCGAAAGAAAGCUGUAUUGACAUAUUUACGUAUCUACAGAAAAUACCCUGAAGUUGUAGACCUUGCGGAAGUUGUACCUGUUAUGACUGAUCUUGUCCUUAGUCCCCUAUUUGGAAUGAGUGGUUGCGCUGUCUUGUUUCUUACAGGCUGUCUUAAUGAAACGACUCGAAAUCUUUUUCAAUCCACUCCUCAUCAAAUCAUUGAUCUCCUUGGGAGAAUUAUAUUAACGAAACAAACAGAACCAGGAUAUGUCUAUUACGGUGUUCCCGCUCCAUGGUUACAAGCAAUUUCUAUGCGUCUGCUUCGUAAGUUUCCAGUUCCUUCAGACCCGGUAUUAAAAGAGAAAGCUCUUCUUGUAUUGGAAAAAAUUGUACAAGCUACAGAUAGAGUUUUGCGAGACGCCCAAACACAACAAAAACAAAAGGGUACCAUGAAUCGUGUAAGUGCCAUAAAUGCGGUAUUUUUUGAAGUAGUUUUACUUAUUAAUGAAUGGAAUAUAGGUAACAAGCUUCGUAGUGAAUGUCUAGACGUACUUAGUACCUUUAUUACUGAAAAAAAGGAUUCUAAUUUACGUUAUAUGGGAUUAAAUUUGUUAUCACGGUUAUGUUCAUCUAAAGCUUCACCAAAUGAUUACAGGGAUUAUUCUAAACAAUAUCAAGAACAAAUUGUUGUUGCUUUACAUGAUCCUGAUGUUUCUAUCCGCACAAAAGCUUUGGAUGUAACCGUAAAUAUGUGUGACAAGGAUAAUGCAACAGAAGUUAUUGAAGAACUUCUUUCAUACCUUCCUAUUUCUGACGGAACAUUCAAAGAAAAUCUUGUGCUUGCCAUUGCUCGAUUGUCAGAGAUAUACUGUACAGACUAUGGCUGGUAUGUUGAUACUAUUGUUUCCGUUAUUGCACAAGCUGACAAUAUUACUCCAAAAGAAAUUGUUUAUCGUGUUGUAGAUGUUAUUUUAAAUAAUUCUUACGUUCAAAAACGAGCAGUAAUGAAAUUAUUUAGUAUUCUCAAAAGUCGUAGUACUGUCCCUGAAGUUCUUUUGCAAGUUGCAGCGAUCGUUAUUGGAGAGUUUGGGUAUCAGAUCGCCCUAAAUGUAGAGAGUACUCCGCUCAUGCAGGUGACUGUACUCCAAGAUCAUCUCAAUGAUGCCUCUGAAGAGACACAAUGUCUCAUGUUAAGUGCCUUUGUAAAACUUUAUAAUUACUAUGAUUUGAUCGUUCGUGAAAAAAUUAUGAAAAUACUUCGAUCGUUUAGAAGUAGUUUUAGUGUUGAGCUGCAGCAACGCGCUAUGGAAUAUGUUGGUCUUAUCGAAUUGGGUAAUGACGAACUCUUGCAAAAAGUUCUAGAACCUCUACCAACCUUUGAGAAGGGCAAUUUGUCUACUAUUCCGAGUAAUGGAAUCGCUCAAGAGAGAGCAAAUGUCACUAAAACCUUGACAGUAUCUGAAAAAGUGGAUGGUGAAGUAAAAACAAUAUCUACAGCGAAAGAAGUGAAUGGUAAAUCAGUCUCCUCUGAUAUAUUAAAGGUGGUGCAAGAUGUUUCUUCUGAAUCAGAAUUGACAAAAGAUACUGAUAUGGAAUCUUUGUUUUUUGUUAAUUCAACAAUGCAAUUAGAAAGUAUGGCAAAAGAGAAGGAAGAGGUACAACAUCUAUUUGUAUCGCUUCUUACAGGAUUAUCCGGUACCCUUUACUCUGACAAGUUAGUGGAGGUUCAGUGCUCACAGCAUUAUCACGGGGCUGAUGCUCGUGUGACUCUCACAAUUCAAUCUAAGGCUAAAGGGGAAUUACAAAAUGUCCUUGUGGAAGUUGUUGGGGUGGAUGCUGGGCUACUGCUGCAAUCGAAAGAUAAACAUAUCAAAAUCAACACAGGUGAAACUUUACAAUAUAAUUUUCUUGCCAGAUCCUUGGCACCAUUUAAGGAGCCUCCUUCAAUACGUUUUUCUUAUGAGGUACCGGAUGACCAUUCUGUUAUAAUGAAAGUUCUUUUACUUCCUAUUGUUUGUACUCGAUUCUUAUCUCCGUAUAAUGAAAAAGAUGAAUCAUCGUAUAACUCCCUAUAUAAGGAACUAGAUGUUACUUUAACGGAUACCUACCAUCUUUCAGCAGGUACCUUUCUUAAUGGCGAAGUUCUUGAGCAUAUACUUACAAAUAUGGGAUUCCGCGUCUUUCACACACCUGGUACCAAUCAAUGGAAAGGUAUCGCAGCUCAUGCGACACAAACGCACGGUUUUCUCUCCUAUACUCCUGUAGUGGUAGAUGUGAUGGUAUCUACAGAUGGUUCUGCAUCAGUAAAGGUACUUUCGAAGAGUACUAUACUUCAGGCUGUUGUUGCUGAAGUCUUGGAGCAGUCAAUGCUCAACAUGAAACCACUCACAACUGACGGGAAAGUAAGCGAUAGUAAUGACAAUUCUGGAUUCAAACCUUUAAACACUGAUGAUUUAUUUCUAUCAUGA